ACGGUGUGUUCUACAUACAGUCCGCAAUGGGUCUGGAAAAGGUUCCAAAUAUUGGCCGUCAGUGUGGCGGGAAAGGCACCGGCCGUCUCCUUCGUCCAGCCACACCAAGGUGGGUGAACGACAUCAGUAACGACCCACACCUCUGCACGCCCGGCGCCUCAGCUCGCUCCAUGCGAGGAUGAGCACGAGCGUCGUCGGC
This is a messenger RNA of Schizophyllum commune H4-8, 199 nucleotides long. RefSeq lists its product as uncharacterized. The record is from RefSeq and is a predicted model, not a curated record. The coding region runs from base 27 to 182 and encodes 51 amino acids. The transcript has 2 exons. NCBI's taxonomy places the organism in Eukaryota, Fungi, Basidiomycota, Agaricomycetes, Agaricales, Schizophyllaceae.